Molecule: messenger RNA, 3900 nt
Organism: Solea senegalensis (Senegalese sole)
Lineage: Eukaryota; Metazoa; Chordata; Actinopteri; Pleuronectiformes; Soleidae
Gene: tti1
Product: TELO2 interacting protein 1
Exons: 14
Coding region: 137-3508 (1123 amino acids)
Biological process (GO): chromatin remodeling
Cellular component (GO): cytoplasm
Source: RefSeq, a predicted model, not a curated record
GCCGAAUUGUGAUGUCACAUUCAACGAGAGUUCUUUGACUAAAUCAUGUGUACAUAUAGUUUUUCUGUUAAAAAUAUUUUUGUUGUGUAGUUGUCUGGUCAGUAGAUCGCCUUAAUGUAAAGUGACCUUUGCUGUGAUGCCUCUAACAAUGUCUCAAAUCAGUGAUCCAAAGAUUGCUUUUGCCUAUCUGCGCCCAAACUGUGUCCUCCUGACCCGAGAGCCCUCUGUCAGCAAUGUUAAGACUCUUGGCAGCCAGUUAAAAGAAGUCAAUGAUGCAACAUUGCAGCAGCUCCAAGAGUAUGUCCUUUUCCCUCUUCGCUUUGUCCUUAAAGUCCCUGGUCCCAAGAAGGACAAACUGGUGCAGGCUGUGGCUGAGACCAUGAGCCACAUCCUGGAGAACACUUGUGUCCAGAGCUGGGACACACUCCACGGCCUUUUCUCAGAGCUCUGCCUCUGCCUCUGCUCUCCAACUGACCCUGGUAAACCUGCCGAUACGUCAGAGGAGCUGAAGUUGGCUGUGCUGCAGUGCCUGGACGCCCUGCUUCAUGCUGCUUAUGGUGACAUAGUCUUCAAACUCUUUGAACCGAUCAUGCUGCCUGGACUGGGCGCAGCGGUUUCACUGCUGCUGGCUUUAGGUGAGAAGGAGAAAUCUCGAGAUAUUCAGGCAGCAGCACUUAAGUGUCUCCAGGCUUUAACUCUGCAGUGUGACUGCACUCAGGAGCAUGUAGUCCCAUCCUCAGAGGAGCAACAUGCUAUAGGCAGCGCCAUGGCUUCAUUCUUACCUGGAAUCUCCAUGGCUGUAACCAGGAUUAUUACAGGAGAUCUGAGACAAGGCCAUGCAGUCACAGUCAGGGCCAUUAAGUUUUGGUCAAGUGCUGUGCGGCUUGUGUUGGAAGAUGUCCAGCUUCAGGCCAGUCAGCCCCUGAAGACUCCCUCAUCAGACCUGGGCAGAAUUGCACAGCUGAUGGUCCCACGAACACAAGACUGGGUUAAAAGCACAGUGGGGAAACUUUCUGUGCUGCUCAAGAAAAUCAUCUCAUGCACCUCAGCCCAUAGGCACUGGAGGGUUCGGCUGGAGCUGGUGGAGCUGGCUGACCACCUGCUGGCCAGGUGUAGUCACUCACUGGGAGAGUGUGUGGGGCUGCUCUUGGAGGCACUGGUGGGAGCAGUCAAUGAUGAGGAGCCCAGAGUCAGAGAGAGAUGUGAGGUUUCCCUCAGGGACGUAUCGCAGAGGAAUCAAAGCAGCCUCAAUAGUAGCAGCGGGGAUAUGACCAGCUCUACUCACACCUUCACUGACGUGCUCUCAGAGAAUCUCCACUCUUUGGCCACCUCCCUUCCCAGACUGAUGAGGACCUCUGAUGACCAGAAGAAACUUUUUGUCCUCAAUGUGUUCCUGGGUUAUUUAAAGGUCCUGGGGCCACUCGUCUGUGUGGUGCUAAACUCAGCUGCACAUCUGGAGAGGAUUUCUAAAGCUUUGAUGCAGGUGCUGGAACUGGAUGUGAUGGAUGUUUCCAUCGUCGAAGAAAGGAGCCACAGCUCUUCCAUAGAAACGAGUUCCAGUGCCCCUGAUUAUUACACUGCUCACAUACAGAGGAAGCAUUUUCUCUACUUCACUGAUGAGAAGAUUUUAUCUGUGCUCAUGGAGAUCUGCCGGACGUUAGGUUUCUAUGGCAACAUUUACCUACUGACUGAUCACUUUCUGGAUCUGUACCGCCAGUCUUCAUCAUACAGGAAGCAGGCUGCCAUGGUGCUGAAUGAGAUCGUCAGGGGUGCCGCAGGCAUCGGCGUGGCAACAGAGAGUCAGGGUUUGCGGGGUGAGGGAGAUGGAUGCUCUGCCACCUUAAAGGAAGACCUUGAAGCUGCAGUGGUGUCUGUCGUGGAAGAAUACAUCAGUCUGAACAACUGGCACCUGAUUACUGUCAGUGAAGAGACAGAUAGAGACCGACAGGAUCAACAGUUGCUCAGCCCACCCAGACUCCUCUCCAUUUCCAACAAUGACAUCAGUAAAAUCAAUGUAAACUCUCUCCAAGUGAUUCCCUCCUCGUUUGGCUCCUCAUCUCCUUCAUCUUCGACCCCCACAGUCCACCAGCUCAACAGCAACAUCUGGCAACUGUGUAUCCAGCUCGAGGGCAUCGGCUGCUUUUCUCAGGCUCUGGGUCGUGACUUUCGGCCCCUGUUGAUGACAUCGCUGUACCCUGUCUUGGAGAAAGCAGGGGAGGAGACACUACUGGUCAGCCAGGCAGCGCUGGGCUCCAUGUGGGACAUCAGCAAAGCCUGCGGCUACCCCUCACUGAAGGAGCUGAUCAAUGAAAACUCAGACUAUCUGCUCAGUGACAUCUCCCUCAACCUGCAGAGGCUCAAUCAGCAUCCACAGGCUCCACGCGUGCUGACAGUGAUGUUGACUCACUCUGACUGCAGUCUGCUUCCGCUGGUCGGGGACAUCGUUCAGGAUGUGCUGAUGGCUCUGGAUCUCAGCUACGACCACACAGCUGCCCUCUUCUGCUCUGUGCUACACGCGCUGAUGAGGGCACUGGCAAGGUGGUUUCCCUCCAGUUGUACCAGGACAAAUGAGUCUGCCACAUCCAAGCAAACCUCAACUGACCAGGAAGUCCUUGACAUCCGUCAGUUCCUGCUGGAUUACUGUAAACAGAGAAAGCUGGCAGAGGGCAUUGGAAUAGAAGAGGACAACACUGAGGAUCUUGAGGUCCCUCCUCCUGUGGAGUGCGAGGACAGUGGAGAUAUGGAGGCUCCUGAUGUGAAAGCAGAGCUUCCCUCUCACCUGAGGAUCAGUAAAGACGUGAUGGAGCGCUGCAUUCAUCUGCUAUCUGAUCCCAGCCUCAGACUGCGUCUCAAGGUGUUGGAUGUGCUGGAGCUGUGUGUGUGUGUGCUGAGUGAAAAGGGGGAUGAACUGCUGCCUAUGGCUCAUCGCUGCUGGCCUGCCCUCCUACAGAGACUGACAGCUGAUGACCCUUUAGCGGUCCUCAGAGCUUUCAGGAUGCUGUGCACCCUGGGUGAGACGUGUGGUGACUUCCUGAGGAGAAGGGUUUCUAAGGAGGUUCUUCCAAGAUUGAGCUCCUCACUGAUUCGACAGGCUCCUAUUAGUGCUAAGGCUGGACCCAUCUACCUGCACACGGUGGCCUACAAACUGCAAUUGGCUGUGUUGCAGGGACUGGGUUCACUGUGCCAGAGGCUGGAUCUGGGUGAAGCAGAUCUGGAUGCUGUUUGUGAGGCCUGUCUGCCCUACCUGAGCUGCAGACAACCCAGCCCACUGCAGGAGGCUUGUCUAAGCGUUUUCCGACACUUAAUCCAGGUGGAUGCGGACACUUUCUGGUUCACUCUAAAUGAGCUGCAUUGUCCAUUUUCCUACACGCCGCCACACCCUGACCUCCAGCCUGUGCAGCUGAGCGGGAUGGACAGACCGAGAGACGAGUACUCGGAUAACGUGCUGAAACUACUGAGGGAGGAGUUUGACUCGGUUUCUGUGACAGUCGACCAGAAAAUCAGCUAAUGAGCUGGUGAUCGAUGGUGAUUGACAGCUUUUUGAACCAUUCACUCAAACAAGUCAGUUAACGGAAUAAAUAUCUGACAACCGUGCAGAAGGAAGCAGCCGUUAGAUGAGGCUGUGAUAACGUCUGUGGUGUACAUGGCUCUGAUAAGCAGCGGGGUGAAAAAGGGAAAAUGUCAAUGAAGCAUCUCUGCUGCUGUUCACACUCCUGCUGCAGGUGUUGAAACCAGGAACACUUCUGACAGCUCUGCUGUAUUAGGAGACUUUGGCAGUUCCUCUGUUUUUCAUUUCCCGUCAAGGCAGUGACAUGUACUGUAAAUGCAAUAUUUCUUCUCAUGUUAUUUCUGGACUUCCUAAAAAUAAAUCCAUAUUCUCAAUAAAUCUUAUUUUCUAUU